UGCCGGCCUGUUUGGAGCCCGGUUCCCCGGGUCAGUAUCUCCCACGAAUUGCCAAAACACCAGGGGAACGCUCCCCCGAGCCGCGACCCCGGGCAGGUUUCCCCACGGACGGGGCAUCCGACCGCGACGACCUCCCGCCGCCGCCGCGACGAAUCUCUGGCCUCCCACUACCGCCGCGACGUCCAGCUUUGUUCUACUCCAAGGUCCAGCUCUGGCUUGCCGUCCUCCGCCCGUACUCCACGCUACUGGAUCUCUAGCUUGCUCGUACGGGAUCUCUGUACUCCACGCUACUGGCUUGAGCCAUGGCAAAGAAUGUUUCUAGGGCAGCUUGGAACACUGUGUAUGAGAAAGGUCUGGUUGAUGUGCUCCUUGAACAUAAGGACAACCCAAAGUUCAAAAGUCAAAAUGGUUGGACUGCUGAGGGAUGGAACAAUAUCACAAACAAGUUCAAUGAGAGGUAUCCUCUUGCCCAUUACUCCAAACAGCAAAUGCAAGACAAAGAUAAGGAGCUUAAAUCUCAUUACAAGGCAGUAAGAGAUUCAAGGAAAGAAAGUGGGGUGGGUUGGAAUGAUUCCCUAUGUAUGAUAGUGGCUGAGCCAGAACUUUGGGAAAAGCUCAUCCUUGCUCACCCAAAGGUAGCGAAGUACCAAAAGAAGCCAUUUCCAUUGUACUACUCUUUGGAAGCCCUCCACGAAGGUAGUGUGGCCACAGGAGAUUUGAAUUUCACAUACACUCAGCAAAUGCCACCUCCUUCUUUCAUUCCUGUUCGUCCUCUUAAUGCCCCUCCUGGUGGCCCUCUUGCUGCCCCUCCUAGUGGCCCUCUUGCUACAGCUUUCGGUUCUGCUACUGCUCAUUCGAACAGGAGUACCUCUGAACAAAGCCACUCUCCCUUGCACCCCAACACAAACCCAUUCUCCAUGGAUUUCCAAGAAAUAUCAAAUGAAGCUCAAUCAGGACAUGUAGAAGGUGGAAAUGGGAGAAAGCGCAAGCAAAGCCAAAUUGGAGCAGCCAUUGAAAGUUUUGUGGAUUUUAAGAGGAGCGCCACAUCCAAAACGCUCGAAGGUAUUGAAGAAGUGUCUAUGGAAAAGUGUCUAGACAAGUUGGAUAGAAUUGAUGGGUUCACAGAUGAGGAUAGAUCAUAUGCAAUGGAGGUCUUUGAAUCUGCGAUAAACCGAGAGGUGUUUAUGAAGUCAAAAAACCACAAUGCUAGAUUACUUUGGUUGAAGAGGAAAAUUAGUGCUUGUAGAGCGCUCACUACUAUCAUGUGAUGUGAGGUGAAUGUGGCGAUGAAGAGAUAGGCUUACAGGAAUUCACUGAAUAAAACAAUACGCUUGUUCUUGCACAAGAAUGCCAAUAUGUUUCUUAUCUUAUUGUAAUGAAAAGGUCGUUUUGAUAUUAUUGAGCUGUUCAAGUUUUUGAAAAGGAACUGUAUGAGCUUAAGAAAUGAUUGUCUAGGUUACAUUGAAACAUAGAACUGUAUGGCUGGUACAAACGAAAUGUGUGGCUGGUACAAGUUUCUAAAGUCUUGUUCCUGGUGCUGACAAAUUAAUGAAGUAUUUGCUAUUUUUCUAAAGACUUGUUCCUGGUGCUGACAGAUUAUCCUGGUGCUGACAGAUUAAUGAUAUAUUAAUGAAGUCUUGUUCUUGAAUUCUGUUUCAACUUUCAUUAGUGGAACUAGAAUAAAAGGAGGAGCCUUUGCUAUUUUUCUGAUUUUAGUGCAUUAACACAGGUUUUUUUACAGAAUUUAUUCAAUGAAUUUAUUCAGUGGAAGCAACACAUAUGAUAUUCUAGUUUUUUUCAGUGGAAGCAACACAUAUAGUUUUUUCUAUGUUACUAGCAUUGAACUAUAUAAUUGUGUAACCAUAUAAACUAAAAUGUGUGUCAAUUGGUUUUACUUGCAGUGUGUUAAGUGGAAGCAACACAUGAAGCAGAUAUGGAGAAGGAAGCUGGCAUGAAACUAAAACGCAUUAAGUUGACACGUGGUGUGCAUGUUUUAGAUGUCUUAUUCUACUGCCAAACUUCCUAAUACUCUAUUUUUAUAUUAUAAUGUCUAUCUGUACGUGUGAAUGGAGAUAAUGAUAUUAUGUGAUGUGAUGAUGGAUGGAUUAGCUUCGUUGAAUAUUACAUGAUAUUAUGUGAUGGUGAUAUUAAGUGGACAUUGCAGUGUUGAUACAUGCUUCAUAUUUCUGGAUUUUUA
Molecule: messenger RNA, 2197 nt
Organism: Zea mays
Lineage: Eukaryota; Viridiplantae; Streptophyta; Magnoliopsida; Poales; Poaceae
Exons: 5
Coding region: 303-1268 (321 amino acids)
Source: RefSeq, a predicted model, not a curated record